GAUUUCUUAUUCCAGUUUUAACAUCAAAUUAUAUAAUAAGUUCGAGUCUAAGCAUAUCAAUAUUUGUUAAAUCAAUAUUUUUCUACAUGACAUAUUCUGGUUGGCUUUGUUAUCUUCGAAGAUCAGGUAGAUCACGGAAACAAUGUCAUAAGGAUGAUAGCUUGUGUAGGAAGUCAAAUGUAAAUGAAGAAUAUUUUGAAGCAUUUAGAACAAAGUCUUAUAUUGAAAUAUGCAACAAAGCAAAAGUGCAAUUUGAGAAGACAAUCAGCACCAAAAGACUCUCUACCUCUUGUUCAACAUCUCUUCCUCCUAUAUGCAUUAAUCUCACCGAGUAUUUGCUCGAACCCCGACAAGAAAUAAUAACAAACAUGACACAAAAUUUUAAGGUGCAUCAUCUUCUAGUUGACUAUUUCGAAGCUAGCUUAGAAGCAUGUCGUUGUUGUGACACAAUCCUUGAAGGAAUCCACGCAACAAGACUUUCUUAUACAAGAACUAAACGAUUUGUUAAGUUAAGCAAAAGGGUGAUUAAUGAACCAACAAAGAAAGAUAUCUAUAGAGAACUUGCUUUAUUUCCAUCAAAAUUACAAAACAAUCCUUUGUCUGUUAUUAGUACAAUGCAAUUCCAUGACAUUCGCAAUAGGUACAUGGAACUUCUUCAAAAACUAACAUCAAAGAGAAGGAAAAUUCAAAGAAGAUUAACAUUGAUUAGUGUUUGCAAGAAAGUUGGAGGAAUUGCUCUUGUUACAUCACAUGCUGCUAUUCUUAUUGCUUUAUUAGUGGUUUCUUUUCAUAGUGUUGUUGGGUUAGUGGCUGCACCAAGUAUUGUAGGUGGUUUAGUUGGUUUGUUCAUAAAGAGAAUAAAAAAUAGAACUAAUUGCGAAAGACUAUGUGAACAACUUGAUGCUGCUGCGAAAGGGGUUUUUAUAUUGAUAAAUGAUUUGGAUACUAUGAGUAGGAUGGUGAAGAGGUUGAAUGAUGAGGUGGAACAUAGAAAAAUGGUUGCUCAAGUUUGUGUGAAGAAUGUUGGUAGUAAAUGUGAAAUAUUGAAGAGGUUUAUGAGUGAAUUUAGUGAUCAAGAGUCAAGAUUUUUGGAUGAGUUGGAAGAACUUGAAGAACAUGUUUACUUGUGCUUUCUCACCGUUAACAAAUCUAGGAGACUUGUUCUGCAACAAAUUACAGAGAGAUCACAACAUUAAUUAUAUUAUAUUAUAUUAAUUUAGAAAAGAAAAUAUGAGAGACAUAUUUUAAACUCAA
Medicago truncatula (barrel medic) is the source of this 1254-nucleotide messenger RNA. RefSeq names its product UPF0496 protein At1g20180. NCBI's taxonomy places the organism in Eukaryota, Viridiplantae, Streptophyta, Magnoliopsida, Fabales, Fabaceae. Bases 87 to 1196 code for a protein of 369 amino acids. The transcript has 2 exons. The record is from RefSeq and is a predicted model, not a curated record.